UGUCCCACCUUAUUUUAAGAUGGAGCCUCCUCAGACCCAGGUUCACCUGGAGGGGAACCGUCUGGUCCUUACCUGCAUGGCAGAGGGCAGCUGGCCCCUGGAAUUCAAAUGGAUCUACAAUGGGACUGAGCUCACACGUUUCUCCUUGGAAUACAGGUACCUGAUGCCCUCGCUGGACCGGUCGCAUGCUGGCCACUACCGCUGCAUUGUGAGGAAUCGAGUGGGAGCUAUAAUGCAGUGCAAUACUGAAGUGCAGGUUGCCUAUAUUGGUGGUUUUGUGGAAAUGGAGAGGUCUCAAACUGUAUCUCAGGGUGAGGGCGCUCUCAUCCACUCACCGCGAAUACACAGCUUCCCCAGGCCACAGAUCACGUGGUUCAGAGAUGGGCGUAAGAUUCCCUCCAGCAGCCGAAUUGCCAUCACCCUGGACAACACGCUGGUCAUCCUGUCCACUGUGGCCCCUGAUGCGGGACGCUACUACGCCCAGGCGGUCAACGACAAGAAUGGGGAGAACAAAACCAGUCAGCCCAUCAUGCUGACAGUGGAGAGUGAGUACACAUACAGAUCCAUGUGCGACAUAAAAAGGUUUUCUCCCACCCAACAAAACACACCGCACUAG
This is a messenger RNA of Notothenia coriiceps (black rockcod), 616 nucleotides long. RefSeq names its product protein sidekick-2-like. The record is from RefSeq and is a predicted model, not a curated record. Bases 20 to 616 code for a protein of 198 amino acids. The transcript is spliced from 4 exons. NCBI's taxonomy places the organism in Eukaryota, Metazoa, Chordata, Actinopteri, Perciformes, Nototheniidae.